UAGCUAAAUUGCAGCUAAAUUCUUGUGUGCUUGUAAAGAGGGUUGGGUUUGUCGAGGGACUCUCAAUUAGAUCAUUUUCAGAUGUCGAAUCGUUGAGAAAAUUAUCCCUAGAAACCCUUGAAAUUUUUCCGGAGGUUGAACUUGUUGGCAUCUUUCCAGACCUUGAAGAACUCAAUGUAUCCCCCCUCAUGAUGGGCACUGCAGUGGAAAGGGGGAAUGAGCUGGAAGAGAAGGUAGGAGACUUGAUGUUUCCAAAACUGAAUAAUGUGUAUACGGAUCUUCCAUAUCUUGAAGGAGAAGAUGAAUUAACCAUGGAUCUUUUACGUCAGGAUAGGGAAGAUGUAUUAGCCAGGUUAGAUUUCCUCCUGAGGAAUUCUCCUUUGUUGAAAAAUUUGACACUAAAUCUGUCAUACUGCUUUGAAAGUUUUAAAAAUCAAUUACUAGGCUUGAAAAGAGGAUCUGUAGAAAUAAACAUACUGAAUGAGAACAAGGAUGAAAGGGAACAUGCAAUGGUCGGUGAAGGUCUUGAUAGAUGUGGGCAUUUCUUGUAUGAGAAUGAAGUAGAAGAUUCAGAGGAUGAGAAUGAAGUGGAAGGUUCAGAGGAUGAGAGUGAGAUUUAUGAUGUGGACGAUUAUGAGUGUUAUGAAAAUAGUAACGAUUAUGAAGUUUUUGAGGAUUAUGAUUAUCCUAGUGGAUAGAUAGCUGCACUACAUAUCCUUUUAGAUAGGCCAUUUUAUCUUUUUGAGUGGGUUUUAUUUGCUCAUGUAUUGUGAUAAGAUCUUAUUUGUGUUCUGGUAUUUUAGAUUGUGUUGGGAGUUAGUCAGUUUAUAAAAUGAUGUUCUCAGGGCAAUGCUUACCAUCUGGAAUCUUUCAAUAUCUGUUAUCCCUCAGAGCACAUGGGAUUAUGCAGGUCUAGCCUCCUCCAGUAUAGGUGGUUCAUAGUUUUCCUUCUAAGAUGGGCGAUGGGUGGGAGCACUCUCUAUCAGUUUGAUCUACCAAGGCCUAGAACUCUAUGUAGCUAACUAAUAUGGGACUGCAGGGUGGACAGUUGGUUUAUUGUUUGGCAGUUUCUCUGCUAUUAUGGCUGCUUCACAGUCGCCUACACGGUACUGUUUUGAAUGCUGUAUAGCCACCUUAAUUUGGGUUUUUGCUGCUCUAAUUUCAGGCACUAGUAUCGUUGGAAUGUUGUUGUUGAAUGAGUCUCUUUAUGUUAAUUGAAAUAUUUUAAAACUUUUUCAGAA
Cryptomeria japonica (Japanese cedar) is the source of this 1241-nucleotide messenger RNA. RefSeq lists its product as uncharacterized. Lineage: Eukaryota; Viridiplantae; Streptophyta; Pinopsida; Cupressales; Cupressaceae. The record is from RefSeq and is a predicted model, not a curated record. The transcript is spliced from 2 exons. The coding region runs from base 189 to 698 and encodes 169 amino acids.